Fusarium sp. VM40 is the source of this 5904-nucleotide messenger RNA. NCBI's taxonomy places the organism in Eukaryota, Fungi, Ascomycota, Sordariomycetes, Hypocreales, Nectriaceae. The record is from the annotation of a GenBank genome assembly.
AUGGCAUCCUCACAGCUGAGUGCCGCCGAGGCGCAGUGGCGGGAACAAUUUACGGCUAUGCAAGAGGCUAUUGCGAAUCUCAAAAUUCCCCAGGAGAACGGAUCUGUUGACGCCGAUGUCGACGAAGACGAGUUUGGCGGUUAUUCUAGCGGAAAUAGCGGCCAAGAUGUCUGGGACUUUAUCUCGGAUGACGACCAGGAAGCGUUGAGCAGCGAUUUUGUUGAAGGAGAAGUCCUUGAUGGAUCAGGUGCCGCAGAUUAUGGCGCCGAAUGGUUCGCAAUCAAGUGUUCAGCGAUCGCAGACAAGAACGGCCUCUCGGCUGAUGUCUUCGAGAGUCAAAUGAUGAGUGUGCUCAACUCUGAUCGUUCUGAUGAAGAGCUCCAGAUCCAACUCACCGACUUGGUUGGCUUUGACGACUUCGACUUCAUCAUUGAGAUUCUGGGCCACAGAAGUGAGAUCGUUUCUGCUGUCAACAAUCAGAACCAGGCAAGCUCCAGUGGUCCUCGCCUCCUGAGCAGAGCCCAGAGAGAAGAAAACUUGCGUCGUCAGGACCAAGCACACAAAUCCGCAACACUUGCUCCGGCCCAUGCAAAAGAACCACAGUAUCCUCACGUCUACAAAGCGUACAACGCUGGAAACACGCUGAGCUCUGCCGGAAAGAAGUACGGCUUGCCAGUCGGAAGCGAGCGACUCUCUUUUGACAAGUAUGAGGAGUACUCUAUCCCAGCUGGCAAAAAGGGCACUUUGGGGCCCGGCCAGCGACUUAUCCCUAUUAAAGAGCUUAAUGGAUUGUGCCGGAACACCUUCAAGGGUUACAAGACACUCAACCGCAUGCAGAGUCUUGUAUAUCCUGUUGCUCACAAGACCAGUGAAAACAUGCUGAUCUGCGCUCCUACUGGUGCUGGUAAAACGGAUGCUGCCAUGCUUACGAUUCUCCAAACAGUCGCUCAAAAUGUUGAGCCCAAUCCCUUUGAAGACCCGACAGCUACUGAAUUUGCUGUUCGCGCUGAGGACUUCAAAAUCGUCUAUGUUGCCCCCAUGAAGGCUCUGGCCGCUGAAGUUACAGACAAGCUGGGAAAACGCCUGGCCUGGCUUGGCAUCAAGUGUCGAGAGUACACCGGCGACAUGCAGCUUACCAAGUCUGAGAUUAUCCAGACCCAAAUCAUCGUGACAACCCCUGAAAAAUGGGACGUCGUAACGCGAAAGGGUACAGGAGACACGGAACUUGUGCAAAAGGUCCGUCUUCUCAUUAUUGACGAAGUCCAUAUGCUUCAUGAUGAGAGAGGUGCUGUGCUAGAAUCUCUUGUGGCCCGAACAGAGCGACAGGUUGAAAGCACACAGUCACUUAUCCGAAUUGUUGGUCUCAGUGCUACGCUGCCCAACUAUGUCGACGUCGCCGAUUUCCUCAAAGUCAACAAAUAUGCAGGACUAUUCUACUUUGACGCAUCAUUCCGUCCUGUUCCUCUCGAGCAGCACUUUAUUGGUGUUAAAGGAAAGGCUGGAUCAAAGCAAUCCAAGGAUAACCUUGAUCAAGUGGCCUUUGACAAGGUCAAGGAGAUGCUCGAGCGUGAUCAUCAGAUUAUGGUGUUUGUUCACUCGCGAAGAGAUACCCAGCUUACAGCACGUAUGCUGCAUCAGAAAGCCAUCGACGCCAUGUGUGCAGAUUUGCUUGAUCCGAGCUAUCAUCCUGGAUUUGAGCAGGCUUCUCGCGAUAUCAAGCAGUCCAAGUCCAAGGAGAUUCGUGAAUUGGUAUCGAAGGGUAUUGGUGUUCACCAUGCUGGUAUGGCAAGGUCUGACCGAAACUUGAUGGAGAGGCUAUUCGGAGAAGGUGUUCUGAAAGUCCUUUGCUGUACCGCUACUUUGGCCUGGGGUGUCAACUUGCCCGCAGCUGCAGUCGUCAUCAAGGGAACGCAGGUUUACAGCGCCCAGGAGGGUAAGUUUGUCGAUUUGGGCAUCCUCGACGUGCUGCAGAUCUUUGGUCGUGCUGGUCGUCCUCAGUUCGAAGAUACUGGUAUCGGCAUGAUUUGCACAACCCAGGAUAGGCUCAGCCAUUAUCUGACCGCUGUGACUGAGCAGCAGCCUAUUGAGUCCAAGUUCUCCACCAAGUUGGUCGAUAACUUGAACGCUGAGAUCGCACUGGGAACCGUCACAUCCAUUCCGGAUGCUGUCCAAUGGAUUGGAUACUCAUACCUGUUUGUGCGUAUGCAAAGGAGUCCAAUGUCGUAUGGUAUUGAAUGGUCAGAAAUUCGAGACGACCCGAACCUGGUUCAAAGACGUCGCCAGCUUGCUAUUCAAGCCGCCAAAACCUUGCAGCAGUGCCAGAUGAUCAUCUACAACGACAGGACAGACGAACUACGCAGCAAGGACAUUGGACGAAUCGCCAGUCAAUACUACAUCCUUCACACAAGUAUCCAGGUGUUCAAUGCUAUGAUGCAGCCCCACGCUACCGAAGCAGAUAUUUUGAAAAUGAUCAGCAUGAGUGGAGAGUUCGACAACAUCCAGUCCCGAGAUAGCGAGGAGAAGGAGCUGACUCAUCUGCGACGAGAAGUUAUUCCCUGUGAUGUUGAUGGCGGCAUCGACACUCCUCAGGCAAAGACCAACAUUCUGCUUCAGUCUUAUAUCUCGAAGGCUCAACCGGAAGACUUUGCUCUUUCGAACGACAUGAACUACGUUGCUCAGCAGUCUGGUCGUAUCUGUCGAGCACUCUUUAUGCUUGCCCUCAACCGCCGAUGGGGUCAUCAAUGUCUUGUACUGCUGACACUGGCAAAGUCGAUCGAAAAGCGCAUCUGGCCAUACCAGCACCCUCUCCACCAGUUCGACCUUGCGAAGUCAGUUCUCAACCAGCUUGACGCUAAGGAUAGUUUGACUAUCGAGACCAUGAAAGAUAUGGAGCCUGCAGAGAUCGGAGGCCUAAUCCAUAACCAAAGCGCUGGAAAGAACAUUGCCAAGAUCCUAAACAACUUCCCUACUGUUCACGUGGAGGCUGAAAUUGCUCCUCUCAACCGAGAUGUGUUGCGCAUCAAGCUCUUUGUCAUCCCCGACUUCAGGUGGCAUGACCAGAUUCACGGUACUUCAGAGUCAUUCUACAUCUGGGUUGAAAACUCUGAAACAUCGGAGAUUUACCAUCAUGAGUACUUCAUUCUGAACAGGAGAAAGUUGCAUGAUGAUCACGAGCUCAACUUUACGAUUCCACUUUCAGACCCUUUGCCUAGCCAGAUCUAUGUUCGAGCCGUGUCAGAUAGGUGGCUGGGUGCGGAAACCGUUACGCCAGUCUCUUUCCAACAUCUCAUCCGCCCAGAUACGGAGAGUGUCUACACUGAACUCUUGAAUCUGCAGCCGCUACCUAUCACUGCUCUCAAGAACCCAGCGCUGGAAGAGCUUUAUGCUCAACGGUUCGAUUUCUUCAACCCCAUGCAGACACAGAUCUUCCACACCCUUUACCAUACUCCCGCCAAUGUUCUUCUGGGAUCGCCAACUGGUAGUGGAAAGACUGUAGCUGCUGAGCUUGCUAUGUGGUGGGCGUUCCGUGAGAGACCCAAGUCCAAGGUUGUCUACAUUGCACCAAUGAAGGCACUCGUUCGCGAGCGUGUCAAGGACUGGGGAGUUCGGCUGGCACGACCAUUGGGCCUGAAGCUAGUAGAGUUGACUGGUGACAAUACGCCUGAUACUAGAACUAUCCAGGAUGCUGACAUCAUCAUCACAACCCCUGAGAAGUGGGAUGGUAUUUCUCGUUCUUGGCAGACAAGAGGGUACGUCCGACAGGUCAGUCUUGUCAUUAUUGAUGAGAUUCAUCUCUUGGCUGGAGACCGAGGUCCUAUUCUUGAGAUCAUUGUUUCCCGAAUGAACUACAUUGCUUCUUCGACUAAGAACGCUGUCCGUCUCUUGGGCAUGUCAACUGCUUGUGCCAAUGCGACAGAUCUUGGCAACUGGCUGGGAGUCAAAGAGGGUCUCUUCAACUUCAAGCAUUCUGUUCGCCCAGUUCCUCUCGAGUUGUACAUUGAUGGAUUCCCUCCUAUCAGGGGCUUCUGCCCAUUGAUGCAGUCCAUGAACCGGCCCACUUUCUUGGCCAUCAAGAAUCACAGUCCUGACAAGCCUGUUAUUGUUUUCGUCCCUUCACGACGACAGACUCGUCUGACUGCAAAGGAUCUCAUCAACUUUUGUGGUAUGGAGGAUAAUCCACGACGAUUCCUUCAUAUGGACGAAGAAGAUUUGCAACUCAACCUUUCUAGAGUCAAGGACGAUGCACUGAAGGAGGCCAUCAACUUCGGUAUCGGACUGCAUCAUGCUGGUCUGGUCGAAUCUGAUCGUCAACUCGCUGAGGAGCUCUUCUUGAACAACAAGAUCCAAAUCUUGAUUGCCACUAGUACCCUCGCCUGGGGUGUGAACUUGCCUGCCCAUCUCGUUGUUGUCAAGGGUACACAGUUCUUCGACGCCAAGAUCGAGGCAUACAAGGACAUGGAUUUGACCGAUGUGUUGCAGAUGCUGGGACGAGCUGGUCGUCCUCAGUUUGACAACUCCGGAGUUGCUCGUAUCUUCACGCAGGAUGCCAAAAAGGACUUCUACAAGCAUUUCCUGCACACUGGUUUCCCGGUUGAGUCUUCGCUCCACACUGUUUUGGACAACCAUUUGGGUGCCGAAGUCUCGGCGGAGACUAUUCUCACAAAGCAGGAUGCACUCGACUAUCUUACUUGGACAUUCUUCUUCCGACGACUGCACAAGAACCCGUCAUAUUACGGCCUUGAGAUCUCAGCCGACGAACACAACAGCAUCGCCGCUCAGCAGCUUGCCAAUGACUACAUGAUCGACAUGGUUACCAAGUCGCUCAACGAGCUGGCCGACUCUAAAUGUGUUGAGGUGUUCCCCAACGGCGAUGUUGACUCUACACCUCUUGGAAAGAUCAUGAGUUACUACUAUCUGUCGCACAAGACAAUUCGUCACCUUGUCAAGCACGCAAAGAACCAAGCCUCGUUCCUCGACGUUCUUUCAUGGAUGUCUCGUGCUACCGAGUACGACGAACUUCCUGUGCGCCACAACGAAGACCUUAUCAAUAACACUCUGUCUGACAACUUGCCGUUCCCCGGCAAUGCAUUUGGGCUGCCCAUGUGGGACCCUCACGUGAAGGCAUUCCUAUUGCUCCAAGCACACAUGUCUCAAAUCGACCUACCCAUCACUGAUUACGUCGGUGAUCAGACCAGUGUUCUUGACCAAGCUAUUCGUAUUGUCCAGGCUUCUAUCGAUGUUCUCACUGAACUCGGCUACUUGUCCAGUUGCUUGGAAAUGAUGAGGCUUCUGCAAUCUAUCAAAUCAGCUCGUUGGCCCACUGAUGCACCAGUCUCCGUCCUGCCCACGAUCGAGCCUGACGUCAAGAACGAUACACCUCUUUCCAAGAUCAGCGCACUGACUAGACCUCAGGCGAUGCAACUUGCUAAGAAGCUUAAUGUGCCUACCAGCCAGCAUAACCGCUUCGCACGCGUUGUGUCCAUUCUUCCCAAUGUGGAGGUCUCUAUUGCCGAGGCUACAGCACUCUCAGUUACGAUCAACCUUAAGCGUCUGAACCAGCUUGUGGAGCGCGAAGCACGUAUCUACGCACCCAAAUUCCCCAAGCCUCAAACGGAGUCCUGGUUUGUUGUUGUCGCGGAUUUAUCGCGUGAUGAGGUUAUUGCUGUGAAGCGUGUUGGCUGGGCCUCUGGUCCUAACCGCAAGCUCGAGGCUGGUGCCAAACCUUCUGCCAGGACGAGCAUCAAGCUUCCAUCAGCCAAAGAGGCCCGUAAGUUAGAUGUUCUUGUUGUUAGCGAUGCCUACCCAGGUCUUGAGUAUCGGGUUGAAGGUAUUGACAUCCCUGCACCGCCGAGCAUAGAUGAUGAAGUGCUGUCUAAGAAAGCGGCUGCAUCGGGAUCAAAGUGA